This is a messenger RNA of Leptopilina heterotoma, 441 nucleotides long. RefSeq names its product protein Diedel-like. The record is from RefSeq and is a predicted model, not a curated record. The transcript has a single exon. NCBI's taxonomy places the organism in Eukaryota, Metazoa, Arthropoda, Insecta, Hymenoptera, Figitidae. Bases 47 to 406 code for a protein of 119 amino acids.
CUACAGUAAUACAAAAGAACAGAAACAAUAAUUUUAAGAAAUAAAAAUGUUGAAACUCUAUUUUUUAAUAUUUAUUAAAGUAGUUUCACUAUUUCCGCAGUUGAUUAGAGCGGAAUGUUGUUUAACAACGACAAUAUCGUUUAGAUCUUUAGAAAGAAAUUGCCUGGAUUUUGGAGGAUUUAAUGCUGUAAGACCAAGCCAAUGGACUGAGGAUAAUUUUCUUCGAUUACUGUGUAAAAUUGAUAUUUGUGACGAUGGAAGACCAGUAACUGAAGGUGCAUAUUGUGGCAAUGGUCCUUGUAAUAUUUUUGGUUGUAAUUGUGACAAUGGUUGUCGAAAAGGGGAAAAUCAAUUAGAAUUAUUUAAAGACAUUUAUAAAUCUGAUAUUAAAUGGGCCAAUUAUUAGUUAAUAUAUUUUUUAUAGCCAAGACAAAAUUUGUU